This is a messenger RNA of Solea solea (common sole), 2720 nucleotides long. RefSeq names its product outer dynein arm docking complex subunit 1 (gene odad1). The record is from RefSeq and is a predicted model, not a curated record. Gene Ontology annotation, biological process: cilium movement; outer dynein arm assembly. Gene Ontology annotation, cellular component: axoneme. Lineage: Eukaryota; Metazoa; Chordata; Actinopteri; Pleuronectiformes; Soleidae. Bases 324 to 1874 code for a protein of 516 amino acids. The transcript has 14 exons.
GCGCCUUACACUUAAAACGUAGGUUGUAAUUAUUUAAACACGUGGCUCAUUUGUCGGAGUUUUAUGUAGUUGUACCUAUUAUUAUUAAGAUUAAAUUAAGUUUUACCCGACCGUCUUCACUGUUGUUGCUGUCUAAAACAGCCCGAGCCAGUGACUUCAUGUUCCGGCUCUCUUAGCAACGGUUGCUAACAACUGAGGCUGCUGUUGUUAAUCUUCAGAAAAGUCUCCGUGUUCGUCAGUUUUAAAACUUUCAGCUGCAAAGCACAGUUGAAACCAUAUCUUGGAGAAGAUCGAUCACAAGUGCACUCUCGGACAGUAAGGAGAUGGAUAUCGAUGAAUCAGAGCUCGCCAAACUGCAAAGACAGUUCAGGAUCAUGGAGGGAGAUCGACAGGCUUACAGCAUGGAGGCCAGAGAGCAGAUCCGCAAACAACAGCAGGAGAUAGACAAGUUGCUGAAGGAGCAGGAGGAGCUGCAUCGAAACCUCGGUGUGUCUCAGAGCUUGUCCCGCCAUCAGCAGGACAGCGAGGACGCCGAGAGUCUCCGAGCUCUGCUGGAGCAGAGGGACAUGUUAGAAGAGGAGCUGGGAAAAGAGAAGCAGUGUCACAAAGACUUGAAAAGAGAGAUUGCAAACACUGAGGUGAAGCUGGCACGGCUGAGAAAAGGAGAGGUCAGCAGUCGUGACUCUCGGACAUCUGAGGUACGACGGACUAAGAAGGCCGUACAAACGCUGGAGUACAAACUGGACAGGGCUUUGACUCGCUUCAAUGAGCAGCUGACUAAAAACAGCCGCCUGAGAGAGGAGCUGCAGACACUUCAAAUCGAGCGUGUCCGUUUUCAGCAACUCCACAACAGGUUGGACAAGGAGCUGCAGGAGGUGCGCAAGAAGAUCGGGGAAGUUAUCAACCUGUCCACUGCUGCGUAUGAUGCCAGUGCGGAGGCUCAGUCCAAAGUGACUGCAAUGAGGGAAAAGGCGGUGAAGGACCUGGCCCAGUACAAUGCUGAGAUGAAGGAACUGGAAAGGGUGAUUGCACACGAGAACUGCCUGAAAGAGUUCAUGACCACCAAGUGCAGCGAGAGGAGCGGCCAGGACAACGGCCAAGACAUGGGACACAAACAGGUGUCAGAACAGCAGGAGCAGCAGAGGAUGGAUGCAGGGGAAGAGUCGCUGGAUGCUCUGGAGGAGGUUUUUGAAAGAAUCUGCACAGUGACAGAAGAGAAGGAUCUGCACAUGCUGGUGACCAGAUUCAUCCAGGCUGAAGACCGGAACUUAGCGCUCUUCAAUUUUGUUAACGAGCAAAACACUGAGGUUGAAGCCCUGAGGGAUCAAAUCAACCAUAUGCAAGAGGAGAUGGAGCACUUUCGAAUGAAAGGUUUGCAACAGGAGCACGAUCAUCGCUCUUUGCUCAGAGACAUUGACGGACAGCUGAAGGAGACAGAGUCCAAAGCCGAUCACUAUGAAAGCAAAGCCAGCAUCAUAAGCAAAAUCCUGGACAAGAUUAAAACAGGAGUGAACAGCACCUUCUCUAAGCUACAGUGUGACCGCUCAGUGAUGGAGGACAUGCUGGGCCUGUCGAAGGGAAUCAGCGAAAACAACAUCAUGUUCUACCUGGGUCUGGUAGAACAGAAGACCAAUGAGCUGCUCACCAUUCAAGAUUUCCUCAACUCCAAGGAUUUAGAAAAGGACUACAAUCCAAGAGACCUGGCUAAAAUCCUUUUGGGUCAAAAUCCAGAGCAGCUUCAGGAAAACACCAAAAUCCAGCCAACAAUCAACAGUGUGGCUUAUGAUGCAGAGGAGGCUGUCGUAACUGACGAGGAAAGACCACUUUCACAGGAAGAACUGCGCAGAAGAAUUAUAAAAGUGAGUUCUACAUAGACGGGAAAUGACUAUUCAUAGGAUCAGUUUUUUUGGUGUCGAAUGUGAUUUUUGUAGGUUCAGUAGGAGUUCAGCCUGUGCACGGACAGCUGGGACUCCCUGGAAGACGGAUCAGACACAUUGACCUGAUCAGUUUAAUAAUGAUGACCCCCCCUGCCCCCCCCCCCCCCCCAUCCCUGUUCUCAUUAUACACAAUCUAUGGUCUUGUUUUCACUAUUUAGCAUAAGUGGAGGCCAUGGCUAUUGACAGAACCAGCGUAAAAACCUUGCAGUUUGCACAUGUGCACAUUAAAGGCCUCGCUCAAAAGCAUGUUGUGUAUUUCAUCUUUUAUUAUGAAUCAUGAGCCUGCUAUAUACAACAGUAUAUGCUGAUUUGUUUAGCUGGAGCUAAUUUGCUUUUGGGGCAAUUAGCUUUGGAGCCAUAAAGAUUUUCAGACUCUGGUAACCAGCUGUGCUUUUGAUGUGGGACUUGCCAUCUGGCUUUGACUACACAAUCUGGCCUCCCUUGCUGGCUGUUCUCCAUUACAUGGUACAUGGUGCUAUACUCAAAUGAAAAGGUUGAGGGCAGCAGAACCUUUUGUAAUUUUUAAUUUGCUCGCCAAGCCCUUGAUUCGGAAAUAGUUUCUACCAUCGACUGUUGGUGGGAUUAUAAUUAUGUGUAUUUGCGCGUGUCAGUGCCGUUUCCUAUCAUAAACUAUGUACUCAUUUGGUUAAAACGGUGCCAAAUGACAUGUCUGUCAAACCGUUCUCAACAAUCAUUAACAUCAGUGAGUGUUCAUGCUCAGUCAGACACUGAAGGCACACUGGCAGAUUACCAUCCCUUCUUUGUGUGUGUAGCAGUGAUAUC